GUACAAUUUUGGACCGUCACAUUCAUCAUCUCACACUUCAACAAAUCUAUUUAACGACAAACAAUUUGUGCUCUCGAAUGCACAGAGUCGUCGUCGUCGUCUUCUUGAAACACAAAAACCAUAAAGAGCCAUGGUGGUGGUGACAGAACAACACAAACCCAACAAAACCCACAUCUUGAUCUUCCCAUUUCCCGCGCAAGGACACAUGAUUCCACUCCUCGAUUUCAGCCAUCGCCUCGCCGUCCGAGGCGGCGGCUCCAUCUCAAUCACCGUCCUCGUCACCCCCGGCAACCUCCAUUUCCUCCGCCGCCUCCUCUCCUCGACCGCCGGAGAAAUCAACCCUCUCGUCCUGCCUUUUCCUUCUCACCCUUCGAUCCCCAACGGUGUCGAGAACGUCAAGGACUUGCCUCCUUCAGGCUUCACCUCCAUGAUCCACGCGCUCCGAAACCUCCACGCACCGCUUCGAUCAUGGAUCUCCGAACACCCAUCUCCGCCGUCGGCGAUCGUCUCCGACAUCUUCCUCGGAUGGACUCACCGACUUGGUCUCCGCCGAUUCGUGUUCUCUCCCUCUGCCGCCAUCACAUGCUGUAUCCUCAACCAUCUCUGGCUCGAGAUGCCCACCAGAGAAAAGCCCGGUGAUGACAACGAGGUCCUUGAGUUCCGGAAAAUCCCAACUUCCCCAAAAUACCCUUGGUGGCAGGUCUCCACGAUAUACAGAGGGUAUGUCGACGGAGACCCAUUUUGGGAAUUUAUACGUGACACAUUCAGGGACAACUGGGCGAGUUGGGGACUCGUCAUAAACUCGUUCUCGGACAUAGAAGGAGUCUACCUCGAGCACUUGAAACGAGACAUGGCCUACGACCGUGUUUGGGCUGUUGGCCCAAUUCUUCCUCCACCUGGCCACGACAACGACCGAGGUGGGCCCACCACGUUGCCAAUCGAUCACUUGAUGACGUGGCUCGAUGCACGUGAUGACGGUCACGUGAUAUAUGUAUGCUUCGGGAGCCAAACAGUGUUAACAGAGGCUCAGGUUCGAGCGCUCGCGUCAGGGCUGGAGAAAAGUGGGACCCAUUUCGUUUGGGUCAUCAAGGACUCGGCAUGUGACACGAUCCCAGGAGGGUUUGAGGAUCGUGUGACUGGAAGGGGCUUAGUGAUCAGAGGAUGGGCCCCACAAGUCGCGGUGCUCAACCAUCGGGCUGUGGGGGCGUUCUUGACGCACUGCGGUUGGAAUUCAGUGUUGGAGGCCGUGGCCUCGGGCGUUCUGAUGCUGACAUGGCCGAUGCAAGCGGAUCAAUACACGGAUGCGAACUUGGUUGUGGACCAGUUGGGAGUAGGGGUUCGUGUGUGCGAAGGGGCCGACUCGGUACCUGACUCGGACGAGUUAGCCAGAGUUCUGGCCGAGUCGACGACAGGAAAACGAGAGGAGAAGGAACGAGCCAAGAAGCUAAGUCGUGCUGCGUUGGAUGCGGUAGGAGAAAGUGGGAGUUCAACUAAGGAGUUGGAUGCGUUUAUUGAACAUGUUGUUAGUUUAGGACAAGCCAAAUGAUUUUAUCAAAUGCAAAAUAAUAUGAAAUAAGUUAGUUUCUUAAUCA
This is a messenger RNA of Tarenaya hassleriana, 1592 nucleotides long. Its product is annotated as UDP-glycosyltransferase 89B1. Gene Ontology annotation, molecular function: UDP-glycosyltransferase activity. The record is from RefSeq and is a predicted model, not a curated record. Lineage: Eukaryota; Viridiplantae; Streptophyta; Magnoliopsida; Brassicales; Cleomaceae. The transcript has a single exon. Bases 131 to 1546 code for a protein of 471 amino acids.